AUGAGGAGGGGGGUUUGGGUCUAUGCUUCUACGGUUCCCAGUACGACAUGCUUGCAUGGUAGCAUAGGUGCAAACCCACCCUACCACAUCCUUCUGAUGGGUAGGGAGGCGAGGCUUUUGGGGGUAGCGCAAGUCGCUAUGAUCCCCUCAAAGCAAGUUUGGUGGACUAACCUUCUCGAGGUUGCCGACCCUGUUCUUGGUCUAAUACCCUAUGUAUUAGACGUAACUAAAACCGCCAAGCGAACCAUUGCAGGGAUGGAGAGGUCAUGUCCUUGCGAGUUCAUCGUCCAAAAAGGAAGGACGGUGGACAGUAAAUGA
Messenger RNA from Pieris macdunnoughi, 318 nucleotides. Lineage: Eukaryota; Metazoa; Arthropoda; Insecta; Lepidoptera; Pieridae. The record is from the annotation of a GenBank genome assembly.